Molecule: messenger RNA, 869 nt
Organism: Malaclemys terrapin pileata
Lineage: Eukaryota; Metazoa; Chordata; Testudines; Emydidae
Product: disheveled-associated activator of morphogenesis 2-like
Exons: 2
Coding region: 135-869 (244 amino acids)
Source: RefSeq, a predicted model, not a curated record
AGGAGCUGCGGAGUGCCUACUGCAAAGCCCGCGACGCAAAUCCCCGCUCGGGUGCUCCCCCCGCGACCUGACGAUUCUACAAAGAGCUGGAUGCGAUACUUGGGGUUAACCCCACCUCCACUCCGAGCACCACUAUGGACACUUCAGAACCGGGGAGGGGAGGGGAGGAGGAGGAAGAGGAAAACGGGAGCGAUGGUGGUGGGCCGGAUGGAGACACCCCGGAAUCCCUGGACCCAUUCAGCCAGGAGCUCUUCUCAAGCCAGGAGGAAGGUAGCCAGUCGCAGCGGCCAGUACUUGGUGGAGGACAAACAAAAGAGCAGGUUCCUGCUGCAUCAACCUUGAGACCUCAGCCGUCCCUCUUAUCGCCUGCUCAGAGACUGCAAAGACUCAGGAAGAGACCGCGAAAAAGCAAAGAAGACAUGCUGCAAGAAGUGAUGCGGCAAUCUAUUAAAGAGAAUGAGAAAGCACAGGACUGGAGGGAGAGAGAAAGCAGGAUCCGCCAGGAAAACGCAGCACACCGGCGGCAAAGCACUGAUAGGCUCAUAAGCAUCCUGGAGCACCAAGCAGACACUAUCCAGGAGCUGGUAGCCAUGCAGAAAGAGGAGCAAUACCGCAAACGCCACCCCCCUCUACAGCCCUUGUCCCAAAACUCUUUCCGUUGUGCCCCACUGUCACCUCCAACCCACUUUCCCCAACUUCCAUGUUCUUCAUGCCACCCGCUGCCUCCAACACCAGUAUCUUCACCACCCAGCCCUGAAAACCACGACCCUUACCCUCUGCACUCAACCCCCAUCACCAUGCAGUAUAGCUGUCCUGAAGUGCAGCACUCACUGCACAGCACACCAGACAGGACAUACGCGAAUCUGUGA